GGGGGCGCAGGGCGGCCCGUGGUGCCUCUAGAGGGCAGCAAGGGUGAGAGCAGAGUCUAGUGGUUCUGGUACAAGGCCAGUCCUGGGCCCCAUUUCUAACCAGGUGGUGCCCAAACCCCUAUAGAGAUACUGGUGGCUACAGCUCUGGAUCAGGAGACCGUCAUUCUGUUCCCAGCUCUGCCUGAGGCCUGCUCAGUGACCUUGAGCAAGUCAUUUCCUGGCUCUGUGCCUCAGUUUCCCCACGGGUAGUAUGGAGAGCAUGAUAUUGCCUUCCGUUGUAAAGAGCUUUGAGAUCAACCGGUGGAAAGAUGAAUGUUGGGGUGGCCCACAGCGAGGUGAAUCCCAACACACGGGUGCUGAACAGCCGUGGCAUCUGGCUGGCCUACGUGAUCUCGGUGGGAGUUCUCCAUAUCAUUCUCCUCAGCAUCCCGUUCUUCAGCAUUCCUGUGGUGUGGACCCUCACUAAUGUUAUACACAACCUGGUUAUGUACUGGUUUCUUCACACUGUGAAAGGAACCCCCUUUGAGACGCCGGACCAGGGCAAGGAUCGCCUGCUCACGCACUGGGAACAGAUAGACUAUGGGACGCAGUGCACCUCCUCCCGCAAGUUCCUCAGCAUCUCACCAGUAGUUCUUUACCUCCUCACCAGCUUUUAUACCAAAUACGACCCUGCACAUUUUAUAAUCAACACAACGUCCCUCCUCAGCGUCCUCCUCCCCAAGUUGCCCCAGUUCCAUGGCGUGCGUGUCUUUGGCAUCAACAAAUACUAAGACUCAGCGCUGCCCAGCUGGGUGCAAGGGAAGAGAGGGCCCAUCCCAGCAACCUCUUGCUCUAGCGAAGGAGUAACAAACCCAGCGUGAGAGUGCGGUCCUGAUUGUGAACUAGGGCGGCCAUGCAAGCAAGGGACCAGCCCCUGCCUGAGCCACUUGGAGGGAUUAUUUUGCAAGGGGAUUAAGUUACUCUCCAUAAUAAUCAUCGGUAUUUGGGCUUUAUCUUUUGUUUGGGUAGAGAGAGUUGUGAGGAGGGAGGUAGUCUAAGUGUCGCAUGAGCUACCCUGUCAGGUGUCUACUGCUCAUGUAACUGCGACGUGCCCAGCAGGGGAGAAAUAGCCAGUCUGUGCAUCCUUCCCCUCCUUGUGUUUUAUAAACUUCUACUAGAAUAAAGACGUUUUAGAGACAAGAGUGGUGUUCUUGCAAGGGGGCCCUAGGCUUAGGGAAAUCAGCCAGGGGUGAUGGUAAAGAACAGAAGAUAGUCGCUCAGGGGAGAGGAUCCCACAACCCGCUGCUUGUUCCUUCCCCACCUUGCAGGACAGAGAGGCUUCUUCAAAUCAUAUUUUAAUUUAACAAAAGUGAUGAGAUACACAAUCACCUUAAAAACCUCUAUGCUCAGCCCCCGAACUGAACCGUGACUGCACCCGGCAUCAAACACUCGUAUGACAAUACAGGUCAGGAAGAGGGAUUGAUUGUCCAAGACUGACUUUUCUGCAAAACAUAUGUAAGCAUCUUAAGGCAGCUCUGCUCCACAGCAGCCCAAGCAGAUGCACAUCCAGCCAAUCGGCUUCCCCAAAGCUCCACUAGCGCAAGGAGCUCAGAGGCAGGGCAGAGAGGGAACAUGCCUAUCACUCGGUUUCUGGCUCCUCUGCUGUGAACUGAGUUAGGCAGCCCCGGCAGCAGAGCCGCAGAAGCCACACAAGCUCAGGGGAGAAAAGAACAGAACAAGCUGGUAGGUGUCCUUGGGCGUGGCUGCUCUCCUGUGCUCUGUGCAUGCUCAGCUCAAAGCUGCAGUGGUGAGCCUGUGGCUUCCAGUGUACAGGGAGGGAGGCCCCAACAAAAGAGAGGCUCUGGCAUCUGCCAAAUGCAACAAGCUUUGCUGUAUGCGCCCACGAUGAAAAGAUAAGCUAAGGAGGCUGGCAGCCCAGCCAUAGAGAAACUCUCCCUUAAACAUGAAGGGAUAAGGAGCAGCAAGGUGGCUGUGGCAGCUGCCCAAGAGGAGC
Molecule: messenger RNA, 1993 nt
Organism: Chelonoidis abingdonii (Abingdon island giant tortoise)
Lineage: Eukaryota; Metazoa; Chordata; Testudines; Testudinidae
Source: RefSeq, a predicted model, not a curated record